Trichomonas vaginalis G3 is the source of this 867-nucleotide messenger RNA. RefSeq lists its product as uncharacterized. The transcript has a single exon. The record is from RefSeq and is a predicted model, not a curated record. Lineage: Eukaryota; Parabasalia; Trichomonadida; Trichomonadidae. Bases 1 to 867 code for a protein of 288 amino acids.
AUGGAAAGUGCUGGAACUCGAAUCAUCUUGAAGCAAUUAAAGAAAUACAAUAUCUUGAAAGAUGUUAAAGAGAUUAUUAAAGACCGAGAUAACAAAAGUGUCUCUGUCUUUAAAGAAUUUGGCGUCUCUCAUCUUGAAAGAUUCGAUCCAGGUCAUGUAUCAAAAAAUAUCUCAAAAGAUUUUACAAAGUUCUCAGCUUCUCAUAAGACAGUUGAAGUUUUCAACGACAAGACUCAGAAGAUUGAAAAAAUAGAGAGACCUUUCUGGGGUCUGAAUGCAAGCCUAAGUAUGUGGCUUUGGUCAUGUUUUGCCGAAGAAAAUAUUGACAAACGUACGAAAAUGUGGGAGAAUUGUGUCUACCAUUACGUAGGCAAUCAUUCUUUUUGCGAACCGCACAAUUACAAAUGCUUUGAAUGGCAAAAAGGUGUCAAUUCGAUCCAACUUCAAUUCAUGCUCUAUGACUGGGUUCACAAAUGGACACCCAUAGUUUCCAAAGUUUCUUCCAUUGGAUCUACCUGCAUGAAUGAAGCGUUUAACUCCAAAAUUGCAUGCUAUUUGGACAAAUCAAGAGCCUGGAAGAACAUUAACAUUAGAGUUAACGUUGCAAUCUUAGAAUGGAAUGAUCCAGAGCAUUUUCUCGGAGAUAUACAAAAAGCAUUACAUCUUCCCCCACUUCCAGAAGAUUGUGUCAAAUCAUUUGAAGAGAAUUGUUACUCCAAAAUGAUAUUGAAACAAAAAACUGUUACAAAAGGUUCUAAAAAACAGAACAAAUACAAAAAAUUCAUUCAGAGUGUACCAGGAGGAGAUUAUCAAGUUUUCAAGUCCGAAUGGGAAUCAGAAGACGAAGACAUUGAUGACUUUGAUUAA